Molecule: messenger RNA, 1464 nt
Organism: Rhagoletis zephyria (snowberry fruit fly)
Lineage: Eukaryota; Metazoa; Arthropoda; Insecta; Diptera; Tephritidae
Source: RefSeq, a predicted model, not a curated record
AUGCUCUCGCUGGACGGCGGCGGCAUCAAGGGCCUCAUCAGCAUUCAGCUGCUCUGCGAGCUGGAGCGCCAGCUGAAGCACCCGCUGGCGGCCUACUUCACCUGGUUCGCCGGCACUAGCACUGGCUCCUUCAUCGCCGCCUUCCUGGCCACGGGCAUGCCGCUGAAGGCGAUCCGAGCGCACUACUUCCGCCUGAAGGACCGCGUCCUGACGGCGGAACACGGCCGGCCCUACUCCUCGGAGGCGAUCGAGGCGGUGCUGCGGGAGAUCAUGGGCGAGCAGCUGACGAUGGGCGAGCUGCUGACGGUGCACGGCAAGUGGGUGCUGGUGCCGACGGCGGUGGCCAACCGGCGGCCGAUGAAGCUGCACCUCUUCCGGAGCUACCCCAGCGCGGAGGAGUUGUUUGCGGAGGGGGGACGGGCCGACCUGGCGGAGCAGCUGCUGCCCGAUCGAGAUGAUGACCUGGUCGGAGUGGGCCAAACGGGCCAGCAAAUCAAUGCAACAACGAACAUUCUGGGAACCACCACCAUCUCUGGAGUGCAUCAUCAUUCCCAGCAGCAGCAUCAGCAUCAGCAGCAUCCGAACCACCACUACCCGAGCCGUCGAAUGGAGGUGUGGAAGGCACUGAGAGCCUCCGGUGCGGCCCCCGGCUACUUCCGCGCCUUCGGCGACUUCCUCGACGGCGGCCUACUGGCAAACAAUCCCGCGGUGGACGCGCUCAGUGAGCUGCAGGCGUACAAUGCCGCGCUGAGGGCGUUGAGUGGGGAAGGCUUGAAGGAGAAAAAUCUUCCUACUCCAACUCCUCUUCAGCAACAGCAGCAGCACCGCCUGACGGCGCUGGUCUCCGUGGGCACCGGGCGCGGGCUGCUGGAGCCGACCGACGUGCUCGACAUCACCGGCAACUACUCGACGCUGCGGCAGAUCAAGCAAAUACUGCUGCUGCUCGUCUACGAGGUGACGCAGACGGAGCAGCACGUCUGNUCCGUGGGCACCGGCCGUGGCCUGCUCGAGCCAACCGACGUGCUCGACAUCACCGGCAACUACUCGACGCUGCGGCAGAUCAAGCAGAUACUGCUGCUGCUCGUCUACGAGGUGACGCAGACGGAGCAGCACGUCUGCGGCCGGGCGGAGGCCUUCGCCGCGGGCAUGGGCGCGCCCUUCUUCCGCCUGAACGCCUUCCUCAGCGAGAUGAUCGACCUGGACGAGCAGCAGGAGUACCGCCUGAUCAACUGCCUCUGGGAGGCGAAGCGGUACAUGUACUACCGACGGGAGGAGGUGAAGGCGCUGGCCGCCUACCUGGAGGCGGUCACCGUGGGGCUGCCGGAAGAGGAAGAGGAAGAGAAGGAGAAGGAAGAUCAAUUGGAAAGAGAUGGAAAGGAGAGCUCCAAGGUGCUGUCGUCCAAAGGCAAGGGACAAAGACGAAGACGUCGCAAACAUGUGGGGAAGGAGCAGAAGAAGGCUUGA